UGUACAAGGAAUAUUCUUUUUCAUCUGUGCCACUAGGAAAACAGGUCUGGACAGCUACACUGGGACCAAUUUUUAAGAAGGAGAAAAGAAAGAACACAGCAAAACCAUGCCUUCAGCCGAGAAGAUCUUGUACUUCCUAUCCAGCACGGUGUUGAAUGUAAUCGGUGUCGCCGUCCUCGGCUAUGGGAUGUCAGCAAAGUGGGCCUCCUCCAAAAUGGCCUGCUCACCUACAAGUACUGAUUUGUUCAACGGAUCUGGAACCAUUAGCAUGGGACUGUUUGACGGAUCGGAGAAGGCCUGUGAUCGGUUUGACACUGGUGAAAAGGAGAUAAAAGUGUUUGAUAAGAUGGGGGAAGUUGGGGGUGCUGGAGUAGCAUUACAUGCUUUGGUGGUUUUCCUCUUGGUCUUGGCUCUGCUGGCCUCUGGAGGUAGCAUCCUCAUCACUCUCUACAAUACUAUCAGUAAUCCAUAUGAAACCUACAUGGGUCCCAUUGGCCUGUACGUCUGCAGUGGACUAAGUGCAUGCUUGGCAUUUUUGGCAAUGGUCCUGUACCUGAUAAAUCUUCUUGGAAUCAACAUAGCAAAUAAGAUGCUGUCUCAAGGCUUUACUGGAACUCUAAAGGACGAGGUUGUGACAUUCCUGGUCGGCUUUUUUAUGAUUCUGCCGUACAUUGUUGUUAACCUGGUGGCCAUACUCCUGGUGUACCUUUAUGCACACGCGGCCUACAGGCAACGCCAAGAACAGCAGAAACCCACAGAGGACGCACCCAAGGAGAUUCUGAUGUACUGAUAUGCAGAGGAGUCUAUCCAUAAGACUGUGAUUAAAAACGCAAAGAUCAGGGGCGUUUUUGCACCCACAGAGUAUACUUAUAUUAUAUUUGACUAAAUGCUACAACAAAACAAAUGUUUUAAAAUGAAAAACAACAAAAUUUUAUUAAUUUUGUAAAAAAAAAAAACAUAUUCCCUAUUUUUGUUCUAUUGUUCCCUGUCUUAUUUGAUGUAACGGAUGUCCGUUAAAUAUUCUCAGAAAUGAAUAAGCAAACAAUCUGUAUUUAUGUUUUCUAUAGAUAUAGAUUAGCUAGAUGUAGGUUAGAUUUUCUUCCCAUACUCGGUAUGAGACAGCAAAUGUACAUAAUAAGGCCUUGUUACACAUAUCAGCUUUGUAAAUAUAGCCAUAAUUAUUUAUUGGUACCAGAGACCUUGCACUGAUCAUUUAAUUCCAGAUAAAUUUGUUGCAUAAUAUUAACUCUUUCAUAACAUGUUAGAAACCGAUUAGAAAAAUUCAUUCCAGUGCCUGUAUUCCUGUCUUUAUUUUACUGUCUAAAAGUCUGCUCUUAAUUUGUAAAAGCAAGAACUGGAUAAUACUCCUUGUGGUGGUGUGGUUUAAAUGCUCAUUCUUGCAUUUAGUCUGUUUAUUAUUUUUUUAUAUAUUGAUCCAUAAGCAUUCUAUCAUUACACAUUAUAUAUUGUAUUAUAUUACAUUAUAUGAACUGUUUCUUUUAAACUAAUAAUAUGAGAUCAAAUAUAACUUGCUGAUGUUGUAGCUACUUUGCAAGUUUUGAUUCUUCACUAAAGUGUCAACAUUCAUAUAUAACUUUACUACAAUAUUUGGAAAAGACCCACAGGUGAUUCUCCUUUGACCAUCCAGAUAAAAAAGAAAGACACAGAACUUUAACAUAGAUACACAAGACCAAUACAUAAUUUUGGCAGACUGUAGCUAUUUCAUUAUCUGUAAUAAUAAUAAUAAUAAUAAUUAAUAAUAAUAGAUACUUUAAAACUUUAUUUUAUUUUUCUUUUCCCAUUGGAUUCCCAUUGCCAUUUCCUACACAAAAAAAAGGCCUGUGUAUAUUUCUGAAAAAAAAAAAAACAGAUUAAAGAAAAAUACAUUAUGUGGGUUGCUCAUAUUAAAGUAAUGUUAACUUAAACAUUAUUUCAUUUUGUUCAUUUACACUGAAUAUAAAUAUCUAGGUUAGAGUAAACAUGACUUUAAUAUGUGCAUUUUUUUCCAUAUAAAUCACCCUUUCCAGUUUGCUUUUCUUAAGCCAUGUUAUGCAACAGGGAAGCUGUUCUUCCUUUAAACCACAGGACUUAUAUGCCAUCUCUUUUUAUGUAAAUUCUUUUUAAUGAAUUACCAAAAAUGUGUAGAGCAGGGAGAGUCGAUAUUUCUCACAGAAAGCAUUUACCCCGAGUUUAUCACUAGGUGGCAGAAGUGUGCUUUGUUUGCCUUUCUUAUCUUUUCUCAUGUAGUCAAUAUUCUAACACACACUUUAUGGGACUGACCAGGUGCGAGCACAUAAACCAAUAAAAUGUGUGCUAACAAAUACAGUCUUGUUUCUAGUUUCAAAAUGUUAACUUCAUGUUUAAUAAUGAAGAAUAUUAUACAGUGAGGACACCAGUGAAAAUUAUUCUGUUUUUGGAAGUCUGUUUAGCAAAAAGCUUUGUAUUACCAAUUAUAUUAUCAGGAAAACCUUAAGGGUAAACUAGAAUCUUUAAGAGAAUACAAUAAAGUUUAGAAUUUCUUA
Molecule: messenger RNA, 2522 nt
Organism: Clarias gariepinus (North African catfish)
Lineage: Eukaryota; Metazoa; Chordata; Actinopteri; Siluriformes; Clariidae
Product: clarin-3
Exons: 3
Coding region: 107-790 (227 amino acids)
Source: RefSeq, a predicted model, not a curated record